GCAAGAGGAGCAAAAAUAAUAAUGGAUCCGCAAACAGGACUCCCAAAAGGUUAUGGUUUUAUUAAAUUUUUAAACGAAAACGAAAGAGAUAGAGCAUUAAUAGAGAUGCAAGGUUUUUAUAUAAAUAAUAAACCAAUUAAAGUUAACAGUCCGACACAUAAAAGAUUAAAUAGUCAACUCUCAACAAUACCCGAUCUAUCCUCAACUGACCCAACCAAUACUGCAAUUUAUGUUUCACAAUUGGAUCCAUAUAUCGACGAAGGUGUAUUACAAACUAUAUUUGGUGCAUAUGGUGAAAUUUCUUUUAUAAAGAUGUUAAAUAAUAAAUUUAGUGCAUUUGUAAAUUAUGUAACAAGGGAGUCAGCAGAGGCAGCAUUUGGACUUAAUAACUAUGCAGUAGGAAAUUCACGUUUAAAAAUACAGUGGGGUAAGAAUAUAGCCCCUCCACCACCAAAAUCACCACUAAAUGGUCAGCAACUACCACCUGCACAUUAUGCAGAUGGUUACCAAUCAUAUAUGGACAAUCCAUUUGAAAACGAUCAACCACCACAAUCACCACCACCACCACCACAACACCAACACCAACAAAUACAACACCAACAAAUACAACACCAACAAAUACAACAUCAAAUGCAAUCAAAGUCUAACCAAAGUAUUUAUGAUCCCUAUUAUACUUAUUUCUCAAAAGAAAAAACUGAUAUCACUAAUGCCUAUAAUGUUAAUGAGGAUAAUAAAGCAUACAAGUCAUGGAACAA
This is a messenger RNA of Dictyostelium purpureum, 755 nucleotides long. RefSeq lists its product as uncharacterized. Gene Ontology annotation, cellular component: cytosol. Lineage: Eukaryota; Evosea; Eumycetozoa; Dictyosteliales; Dictyosteliaceae. The annotation marks the transcript as partial. Gene Ontology annotation, molecular function: mRNA binding. The record is from RefSeq and is a predicted model, not a curated record. The transcript is spliced from 3 exons.